Molecule: messenger RNA, 4695 nt
Organism: Toxoplasma gondii ME49
Lineage: Eukaryota; Apicomplexa; Conoidasida; Eucoccidiorida; Sarcocystidae
Exons: 1
Coding region: 1-4386 (1461 amino acids)
Source: RefSeq, a predicted model, not a curated record
AUGGUGAGAGACCAGAACCCGUCGUCGCGGCUCCCGUUUCCGAUACCCGUGAGAACAGACGCGUGGCGGUGUUGUAAGAAGAGAGAAUUGGAAGUGCGGAGACGUUGCGGUCUGCAGUCCGACUUUGCCGACUCAACAGAAGAGGGGGGAAAAGGCGGUGGCUCCGCCUCUCCUGGACGCUCGCACUUCCGCAGGAACGAGAAAGAGAAAAAGCCACGUCGCCUGCGCGAGGACUUGCUCGCCUUCUCGUUGCUUCCGGAAGUGAAGCAACGCGGAACUGCAAAACUGAAUGCCCGUGCUGAAUCGCAGAACGGCAGGAAAGGCGUGCUUGACUCGCAGCAAAAGCUCGCAGAAGUCUCGUCUUCGAGCAGACGAAACGACCGAGAGGAAACGGGGAACUUGACGCGACGGAUAAGUCGAACAGGGGGAAGGCUGGGAACUGUCCUGACAGACUGCCCAGAAUGCGGGGGAAGCUGCCUUGAGGCGCUGCCCGCCGGGUGUAUGUACACCCUGUUCGCUUUCUUCGAUGUCAGUGAAGUGGCGGAGCUUAGGCUGCUUUCUCGGACCGUGAAGGCGGUGGUGGAUUCGCCCUGUUCUUUGCGCGGCUGUUCGUCCUUGACGGUGACGUCCAAACUGGCGGCCACUGCGCGGGGCGGAGGCGACGUCCUAGCCAAGCAGCGCCUGCCAUCCGUUUCGACAGUUUCUUCUGUGUCUGCGUUUUGGUGGAGGCUUCUCGACCGGCCGCCACACGUGCGGCGCCUCGUCGUCUGCCGAGACGCUCUCGGCUUUUGUGAAGGGGAGCGAGCCGCCUUCUCCCCGUCCCACCCGCUGCGGUUUCUCCUGCUCCUGCUCCACCACAAUGCCGCGCUCCUCGACUGCGUGAAAGUGACUUCCCCGGAUCUCCAGUGCCACCGCCUCGUCGACUGGGGUGUCCUGACACCGCACGCGCGACCCGAAGUCGCGCCUCGGUCUCGGGACACCGAGCGACAUGGCGGACACUCUGGGACUUUGCCUGGCGUUUCGCGGGCGAUUCAGACCGGGGACGAGACUGAGGAUGGCAUGCGAGAAGGGGCUGAAACAAGUUCCGGCGAUGUUUCAGACAAAGGCGACUUGUCUGAAGAGGGGGGCCAACAGACCAGGGAACGCCACUUGUCGGAGACGCCCCGUUUCCUCCACAUACGUCGUUCUCUCUCACACCAAGAGCGUAGCUCUGACCUUGUGGAAGACGCAGACUCAGCAAGUCCGGAGUUAGCGAGUGGCACGCGGUCGGAGACCUCCCUUUCUUCCUUGCUCCGGGGAGCGUCGUCGAAGCGAGUAUCUCUUCCCGAUUGGUUUCGCCGCGAGUCGAGUCCGCCUUCUCCCUUGUCUCGGAGGCUCCUCUCCUCCCUCUUUCCUGACGGCUUCUCUGCCCGCGGGUUCUCCAACUCUCCGGGGUUCGCGUCUGUCGGUGACGCCCGUCACUCUGUGGUGUCUGCUGCGAGUCCGCGCCAUAAUGAAGGCCCUUUUUCCGCUGCUCCUCCUACGCUCGCGGCGCCGCUUUCUCUCCCCGCCACUAUGUUCCCCAAAUUGACUUCUCUCGCACUUGCGGGGUGCCACGCCUUCUUGUGGCUGCGACUCUUGUCCUCUUCUCAGUUCCCGUCCUGUGAGACUUUUUCCCUUGUUUGCCAGUGUUCGCGGGUUCACGUGUCGCUGGCACUCGACGUUGACGAGGAACAGACGGACGCGGUCUCGCUGAAGAAUCCGGACGUCUUGGCUGCCGGAAGUCGGAGGCGGUUGUCUGGUCUGCACGGAUCCUCAUCGACCGAAGCGGAACUGACUCGAAUGCUUCUGUCGAUGCCGAUCCUGCGGUUCCUCCGACUAGAAACCCGCCUCCCCGUGACGCGCCGCGUCUGGCGCGCUGUCCUCGGGUGUACGUACACCGCUCCCACCGGGGAAGAACGGCGGUUCACCGGCUUGCCGCACCUCACGGAGCUUGCAAUCCGGGACCGAUCUCUUAUCCACUUUGCGGACGUCGUCCACGAAAUGGCCAACUCGCCUGAGCUUCUCUUUUCUGAGUCUUUGGAUAGGCUGCCUUCUAGCGAACGAGCGUCUCCGGCUUCUUCCUAUUUUCCCUCUGAGACAAGACCUGCCGUUGAGGAGGAGCUCGGCCGAGUUCCCGACGCAGAGACGUUACGGCCACAUUCAGAGCGAGCUCCCCGUUUCGCAGGAGAACGUUUAGGGAUGCGUCCAAAUGUCCUGACCAGCAGUCGAAGCAGGUGUCACUUGAAGAGGCUGUACAUGGGCUCUCUAGGAGGAGAGCUAGGGAAGAUUCCGUCCGUGGCUCUGGCAAGCUUGGAGGUUCUCAUGCGCGCGUUUCCCGACUGCCAGUUCGUCCUUGAUAGCUUUGCAGCUGGAUGCAUACAUCCCGGAGAUGCGCAGGAGGAAGACAGACACAGAAGACCGGAGGACGAUGUCGCGCAGCUUCUGCCGCGAAUCCUCGGAUAUGUUCAACACAUUCGACUUAACUUCGACGACCCCGACUGCGACAUUCCCCUUCUACAAAACAGCUUCGCUUCAGACACUCGAACCAGUUCCUCUUUCGUCUCCUCGCCGGCUUCUGAGUCUUCGCCUUCUUCUCCUUCGUCAUCUUUGCCUUCCCCUUCAUCUUCCUCUUCGCAUCUGUCGCUUGCACCCUACGCGAGGCGAGUGUCUGUGGACUUCCUGCACUUUCGCCCCGACACCCACCAGGGUCUCUUCCACUGUCGCUUCGGGUCGCUGCCCUCCUCUCCUUCGUCUCCGUCUUCUCCCUUUUCUCCUUCUUCAUCUUCUUCGCUUCUUCCUGAGAACCACGAGCGGGGUCGAGGCCGAUGCCGUUUGCCGUCGUUUUGUGUGGAGGGGCUUCCAGAACCGGAGAGCUCCCCCUCACGGUCUCCGUCGCGGUCGCGGGUCUCUGAUGAGUCUUCAGCGGGGAGACUCAGAGAGGCUUCUCAUUCUUCUGCGUCUCUCUCGCAAACGCCCCUUCUUCCUGGGAGCUGGACCUCUUCUCCGUCUCGUCUACGGCAAGGCAUGGGGGCCCUUUUCGAGCAGUCGACAGGAACAGGCGCUUUUGAGGAAGCUGCUCCUCCCCCAAGUGUCGUAAACAACAAGGACGGAGGCCGCCAGCAGACUGUGGUCGAGAGCCACGUUUUGCCAGUCCUGCGUUCCGCGGCCUUCCCGGCUUUUCUUUUGGCGCCUCAGCGACCGCCACGGCUUCUCGGCUUCGCGAGCAGCGAGCGACGGCGGCGAGAGGGACGCAGAGACGCCCGAGUCGCGGAAGAGCGAGAAGACUGGGAGCCUGCUGCCAGUCGCAUGCUCAGCGAACAACCCCGAGGGCCUUCUGGGGAGACUCAGAGGACGGAGGAGGCGCAAGGCACGGCUGAGAGGAGACAGGAGAGACGCGGAGACACCGAGGGAGGCCUCAGCCGGCGGCGCCGGUCGUCCAGAGGAGUCGUCAGGAGCUUUCUCGCGCGACGACGCCGAAGAACACAGAAACGGAUUGACGUAGAUCUCUUGCAUGCAUUGUGCAGAGACAAAGAUUUGAGGAGCAAAGUCAAGGGCGUCGAACUGCAGCUCGAGGAGUUGGCCGAUGCUCCGCGGUCUGCCAGCCUCGUGUGGGCUCUGGUUGACUUGCGAAGGAAGCAUCGCGAGAAGGAGCAAAGUCGCGGCCCUCUCGUACAUGAAGCAGCGAGUGAAGAAAGACGGCGCGCUGCCGAAGGCACGGUGUUCAUUCCAGAGGUCUCUCCGGAGUUCUUGACCGCGAAUGAGACUGCCUCAGAGAGACACAGAGAAAAGAAACCCGCGAGCGGACUAACGGAGUCGCAGGUAACGGGUGAGAGGCAUUGGGAGGAUGCGUGCAAGUGUGAAUGCGAGAGAAGGGAACAAACGGCUGAGAAGGAAGGUCGAAAUGAAGACGAGGAGGAAGUCCUCGAGCCACCACGUCUGGAGCUUCUGCGGAUUGGCAACCAUCGUUUCGGCCUUGAUGAAAUUCCCUCUGUGCCUUCGGUGAAUGGACAUUAUGGUAUUGGCCGGAUGGAUGAGAAUCCAGACGUCGGGGCUGCUGGGGCAGGCUCACCGUGUGGUUCGUCUUCGGAAUUGUUGAAUUCGGCUGCUUCAGAAGGCGAGAAAAUCGCUGCGCUAUUCAGAGAACUCUUGGUCUGGUACCCCGAGGUGGAGACAGUUGAGUUGGAGGUUCCGCCUUUUCUGUUCGACGACGAGGAAGACGAAGCCUGGCGGGAAGAACCCCUGCAACUUCAGGCGAUGGAGCGCCUUCUGAACGCCCUCGGCUUCGCACGGUCAGCUGUAGAGACACUCGGCGCCAGCAUGUACGAGCACGUCGUUGUCUUCCGCCGAAGGACUAGGACGCUGUGAUGAGGAACAAGGGGGAUGAAAUCGUUAAAAUACCAAUUAUGACUCGCCACGAGAUACACAGACAACAAGGUUCGUGAUGGCUGCUGAUGUUGCAGCAUUUAGGAUACUGCAAGGGACUCUAUUUACAAGAUAUACAGACAACCAAGGUAUUUAUGACUUCUGUACGCCACCCCAUCGGACUGUUAGGAGGAGGCGAAAUUAUGGGAUUUGACACUGAGAUGGACAGGCCGAGAGGUGGGACACCAGGGUGAACAGAAAGCAGGUGUCUUUGAAUUUGAGAUGAGCAAACGAAGAGGCGAAAACCAGCUA